AUGCUCCAACAAUUUGUAUUGUUAUUCAUAUAUCUGACAAUUGCGACCGCAAAGACAAUUACCGGUGUUUUUAACAGUUUUGACUCAUUGACAUGGACUAACUCCGGUAAUUAUGGCUUCAAAGGACCAGAGACUCCCACUUGGAAUGCAGUUUUAGGCUGGUCUUUAAAUAGUACUAUUGCAGACCCAGGUGACACAUUUACUUUGAUCAUGCCAUGUGUAUUCAAAUUCAUAACCACCCAAACAUCUGUUGAUUUGACUGUUGAUGGUGUUAAUUAUGCUACAUGUCUGUUUUAUUCAGGUGAAGAAUUUACGACCUUUUCAUCCUUAACAUGUACCGUGAACAAUGUUUUGACGCCAUAUGCUAUGGCUUCGGGUACCGUUACUUUACCCAUCUCAUUCAACGUAGGUGGAUCAGGCUCAUCGGUUGAUUUGGAAGAUUCUAAAUGUUUUACUGCUGGUACCAACACAGUUACAUUCAAUGAUGGUGAUACAAAGAUUUCUACUACUGUUGAUUUUGAUGCAUCUCCAGUAGCUUCCAGUGGCUACAUUACAAGCUCACGGAUUAUUCCAAGUCUUAAUAAAGUUUCAAGUCUUUAUGUGGUGCCAGAAUGUGAAAGCGGUUAUGCAUUUGGUGUAAUGGGGUUUGUAGCUAGCAACGGUGCUACUAUUGAUUGCUCAAAUGUUCAUAUUGGUAUAUCAAAAGGUUUGAAUGAUUGGAAUUUUCCAGUGUCAUCAGAAUCGUUUUCUUACACCAAAACCUGUACGUCAGCCAGUAUUACAGUUGAAUUCCAGAAUGUUCCAGCUGGAUAUCGUCCGUUUGUUGAUACGUAUAUUUCUGCAGAAAAUGUGGGUAGAUACACCUUGACGUAUGCUAAUGACUAUACCUGUAACAAUGGCUACUCUGUAGUUGAUCCAUUUACCUUAACAUGGUGGGGAUAUAAGAAUAGUGAGGCAGAUUCUGAUGGUGCUAUAAUCGUAGUUACAACCAAAACUGUUACAGACAGUACUACAGUUGUGACUACUUUACCUUUCAAUCCAAGUGUCGAUAAAACCGAAACAAUUGAAGUUUUGCAACCCAUUCCCACAACUACAAUUACAACUUCAUACAUUGGUGUUUCAACUUCGUAUCAAACAGAAACAGUAGCUAUCGGUGGUACUGCAACAGUUAUUGUUGAUAUUCCCUAUCAUAUCACUACUACAGUCACUAGCUUUUGGACAGGGUCAGUUACGACAACUACUACUCAUACUAAUCCUACUGAUUCUAUAGAUACCGUUAUUGUACAAGUUCCACUGCCUACAACUAUAACUAAAACUGAAUUUUGGUCAGAAUCGUAUGCAACUACAACCACUAUUACUAAUCCACCAGAUGGUACCAACACUGUCAUUAUCAAAGAACCACCCAAUCCUACUGUGACUACAACCGAGUUUUGGUCAGAGUCGUAUGCUACUACUACCACGAUCACGAAUCCACCAGAUGGCACUAAUAGUGUGAUUAUCAGAGAACCACCCAAUCCUACUGUGACUACAACCGAGUUUUGGUCAGAGUCGUAUGCUACUACUACCACGAUCACGAAUCCACCAGAUGGCACUAAUAGUGUGAUUAUCAGAGAACCACUCAAUCCUACUGUGACUACAACCGAGUUUUGGUCAGAGUCGUAUGCUACUACUACCACGAUCACGAAUCCACCAGAUGGUACCAACUCUGUCAUUGUUAAGGAGCCACCCAAUCCUACUGUGACUACAACCGAGUUUUGGUCAGAGUCGUAUGCUACUACUACCACGAUCACGAAUCCACCAGAUGGCACUAAUAGUGUGAUUAUCAGAGAACCACUCAAUCCUACUGUGACUACAACCGAGUUUUGGUCAGAGUCGUAUGCUACUACUACCACGAUCACGAAUCCACCAGAUGGCACUAAUAGUGUGAUUAUCAGAGAACCACUCAAUCCUACUGUGACUACAACCGAGUUUUGGUCAGAGUCGUAUGCUACUACUACCACGAUCACGAAUCCACCAGAUGGCACUAAUAGUGUGAUUAUCAGAGAACCACUCAAUCCUACUGUGACUACAACCGAAUUUUGGUCAGAGUCGUAUGCUACUACUACCACGAUCACGAAUCCACCAGAUGGUACCAACUCUGUCAUUGUUAAGGAGCCACCCAAUCCUACUGUGACUACAACCGAGUUUUGGUCAGAGUCGUAUGCUACUACUACCACGAUCACGAAUCCACCAGAUGGUACCAACUCUGUCAUUGUUAAGGAGCCACCCAAUCCUACUGUGACUACAACCGAGUUUUGGUCAGAGUCGUAUGCUACUACAACCACUAUUACUAAUCCACCAGAUGGCACUAAUAGUGUGAUUAUCAGAGAACCACCCAAUCCUACUGUGACUACAACCGAAUUUUGGUCAGAGUCGUAUGCUACUACUACCACGAUCACGAAUCCACCAGAUGGCACUAAUAGUGUGAUUAUCAGAGAACCACCCAAUCCUACUGUGACUACAACCGAAUUUUGGUCAGAAUCGUAUGCAACUACAACCACUAUUACUAAUCCACCAGAUGGCACUAAUAGUGUGAUUAUCAGAGAACCACUCAAUCCUACUGUGACUACAACCGAGUUUUGGUCAGAGUCGUAUGCUACUACUACCACGAUCACGAAUCCACCAGAUGGCACUAAUAGUGUGAUUAUCAGAGAACCACCCAAUCCUACUGUGACUACAACCGAGUUUUGGUCAGAGUCGUAUGCUACUACUACCACGAUCACGAAUCCACCAGAUGGUACCAACUCUGUCAUUGUUAAGGAGCCACCCAAUCCUACUGUGACUACAACCGAGUUUUGGUCAGAGUCGUAUGCUACUACUACCACGAUCACGAAUCCACCACAUGGUACUGAUACUAUAAUUUUUCGUAAAAAGGUUUUCAGUUCUGAUUCAUCAACAGAUAAAGUGAAUAGCGUGACAAUCCUCUCAUCAACUCCCGAUGAGAAGCUGGUAUCUAAUAUAUCUACUUUUUCAAGUGAUCCUGAUUCUACAUUUUUUGUGUCAACGUCCAUUCCAGUUUCUGUUUCAAAUGAAAGUAACACUCAGUAUUCUUUCAGCACAGUUGACAAAACAUCUUUAGAUUCUGACGUGCCUUCCUUCACUGGGAUGGGAUUUUUGUCUAGUUACACAACAGCAAGCAUUACACCAAGUAUAUCAAGUUUUGAAUCAAAGGUAUUUUCUUCAUCAGAAGCACAACCUAAUUUAGACUCUUAUUCAAGUGAUACUUUUGUUACUUCGAUUUCGGUUAUAACGGAAGCAUCUUACGACAAAAGUUCCACUAGUGUAUCAUCGACAUUCUCAACCUUGCAUUUUUCUUCAUACUCCUGGUCAUCAAGUUCCAUUUCACCCUUUACUCGUCCACAUUAUGUCAACUUCACGACCUCCAUUUUACCAAGAUUUGAAUCAUCUUCUGCUUACUCAUCAACUGCUAGUGCUGUCACUUCCAUUGAUACUAAUAUUGAUACAUCACUGUCUACGACUUUGGUGGCACAAUCAAGUUCUGACUCAGAAGCACAAUGUAAUGAUAUCGGUGGUUGUACUAGUGUUACACAGUCUUCUGAUAUAAUGGUAACACCAAGCAAGAGUGGUAGAAUGGUCAUAUCAAACUCUGCCCAUUUAACGAUCACGCACCUAUACUCGGAAUCGGAAUCAGAAUUGACAUCUGGUGCUAUUCAAACUGAAUCAACUGAUUGGUCUUUAAUAUCAGGAAAGUCAAAUAAACCAGAAUUCACUAGUACAAUUUCAGAGGAAAGCUCAUAUUCGUUAUCUGACCCGACAACUUCAUCAACUGGAUACCCAAUUCUGUUUAAAAGUGAAAAGGAAAGCCAUACCAGUUCCUAUGCUUCAAGAAUAUCUUCUUACGAAACAAGUGUUGAAGUAAGCAUCAGCUCUAGCGUUUCGUCGGAAAAGGAAAUUGGCUCUACCGAUAAAUCUGUUAUUUCGUCAGUUACUGUUUUUCCAAGCUCUGGAACAACUUUUAAAUCAACAACUGGUACGACAUCAAUUUCUGAAUCCACAACUACUGGGACACCGUCUUUUGUGUCUUUAACUACUCGAUUAAACAUAACCAAAACAACCAGUGCUGAGACAUCAGCUUUUGAUGAACUGAGCUUUAAAAGCUCAGUCGUUAAAGUGUCAUCUUCAGAAUUAAUAAGUAAAGAAGCAACUACAGAAGCAUCAUCAUUUGUGUCAGCGACCACUGAUUUAGAUACAACUGGUAUAACCAUUGAAACUUCUGUUUCUGGUGAACUGAGCUCUGAAUCGUUGUCAGAACUGAUAACCAAAGCAGCAGUCCCUAGAAUAAGGUCUUCUGGUUUCGCAACUAGCAGCUCCACAACUAUUGAAUCCACAAUUUCUGAAUCAUCAAUAAUUGCUGUUUCAUCAUCAUUUUUGUCAACAACUACCACAUUAAAUACAGCUGGAACAACAACAAUCGAAACACCAGUCAUUAAGAAGCUGGGCUCUGGAUUAUCAACCCUUAAAGUCACGUCAUCAGAAUCGGUAAGCAAAAGAGAAACUACUGAAACAAUUUUAACUAGAUCUACAGCUACUGAAUUGACUUUCACUGGAUCACCUUCUUUUAUAUUGACAACUACCGACUUGGACAUAACUAAAACAACAAUUACUGAAGCUUCAGCUACUAGGGAAUUAACCUCUAGAUCAUUAGUCGUCAGUACCUCGUCACUAAGUAAAGGAGAACCUACUGGAACCAUAACUUCUGGAUUGUCAGCUUCCCAAUCAUUAACAACUACAAAAGCAUCCAAUGGCACGACUACUGAAAUAUCUUCUACAGAGUCAUUAACCACAGACAUUCAAAGUUUUACAUCAAUAACAGCUGAACAAGAAAAUUCUGAAACACAACGCUUUGAGUCAAAAACAAAUGGAGAGCCAUAUUCAGAAACACAGAGUACUGAAUCGUCUACAGCUAACUCACAAGCUUCUAGAACUGGGUAUUCCAAGUUUCUGAUCCUGGAAUCGGUAAUAUCAAAAGAUGAACGUACCUUAAUGUCGACCAUCGAGCAUUCAAUUACUACCCAAACAUCCACUCAAUAUCAAGAUUGUUCGUCAACUCCAGAAGUGCCAAUUUCUGAAGAAUCCGGCAGCAAACUAUCAAUCACUGACAGCAAGACUGAUCAAUCAGCAACUCGACUUAGCACUCAGUUUGAUGGUAUUGAAACGCUGACAUUUUCAAACACAUCAGUGGCCUUAAAGUAUUCAAAAACACAUUCAGACUUGGUUAAUUCUAAUGAAGUCAUUGGUUCUUCAACAAAAGCAGGUUUUAAUGUGAUGACAAAAACUUCAAUUUCCCACACAACAUAUUCUGCAUUGAAUCCAUCUGUUUCUUUUGAUACGACUGUUUUAUCUUCGACCACAUUAGAUGAUUCUACUACCACUUUUAGUUCCAUAGCUGUCAAUACUCAAGGCACAUUAAACUCCUCAAUUAUCGACAAACACUUACACGGAUUUGCAACUAUUAGCAUUGGAUCAAAUGGUGGACAUUCCCAUUCUAGCACGACUUCAACAUCUGCUAUUACAGAUAACAACAGCUUCACAUUUAAUACUCAACAGACUACAUUGAGUCAGCUGGUGGCUUCAUCUUUACCCAACACAGUUAUUGCCACUACAUAUGAUGGCUCUGGUUCUACUAUCCAACAUUCUGCUUGGUUCUAUAGAUUGAUUACAAUCUUAUUCUUGUUUAUUUAG
Messenger RNA from Candida dubliniensis CD36, 5742 nucleotides. It is a transcript of the gene ALS9, whose product is annotated as flocculin. The record is from RefSeq and is a predicted model, not a curated record. Gene Ontology annotation, biological process: cell adhesion involved in single-species biofilm formation; cell adhesion involved in multi-species biofilm formation. Lineage: Eukaryota; Fungi; Ascomycota; Pichiomycetes; Serinales; Debaryomycetaceae. Bases 1 to 5742 code for a protein of 1913 amino acids. Gene Ontology annotation, cellular component: fungal-type cell wall. The transcript has a single exon.